AUGCCAACACUUCUGGAUGGCGCCUCGAUCCUUCCUCUCUUGAGGGGAAAACAAGCAGCAGGCACAUUGGAGGCCUUCUUGGAGAAGAAAGGUUCAGCCCCAGAGGCAGAGGCAGAGGCAGUCACUACCAGUACUAAGAAACCCCCUACCGGUACACCUUCCGUAGUAUCAGAAGAUUCGCAAAGCAUCAGCACAAGCGAGAAACAAAAGAAACACGAUGAUCCACUGCUUUCGGGCAAACCGUCAGACUGUCUGAAGCUUCUUCUCAAGGAUGUUUCCACGCCCAAUGAUUCAUUCUCGUGGGAGGAAUACUUUGAUCCACUUCCCAGUGCCACAAUGGAUCAGUUCCCCUCCAAGGUCAUCAAGGCACUGCAUAAGGAUGAUCCUGAAGCACUGCAAAAGCUCCAUAAAAGAGGCAUGUUCAGCUGGAAUUGCCAGAAUAAGUAUGGAGAACGACUCUCUCAUCUUGCAAGCCGUGAAGGAGCAGCGAAAGUAAUGAAGUUCCUGGCCAAGCAAGCCAAAGUACCCCUCCGAGUGAGGGACAAGUCUGGCAAGACUUUGCUCCAUGAAGUUUGUUGGUUUACACAUCCUCCCCAGUUGGAGAUUGCUUCCAUCUUGUUGGCUGACUCACCAGAGCUGUUGUGGGCACCAGAUUCACGUGGUUGGACAGCCCUGGAGUACGUCCCUCAAAAGUGUCGCAAAGAAUGGUGCGUGUAUUUGAAACGGAAGCAAUCAUUCAUCCGGCUAAUGUUGCAACUCAAAUCCAGCACUAGAGAAUCUGCCAAACUGUACGAGAAGCAACAACGCUUGCUUCAGAUCAUUCAGAAACAGACAGGCAGAAUGGCGCAGUCCAGCAGUGCAUCUUGA
Seminavis robusta is the source of this 867-nucleotide messenger RNA. NCBI's taxonomy places the organism in Eukaryota, Bacillariophyta, Bacillariophyceae, Naviculales, Naviculaceae. The record is from the annotation of a GenBank genome assembly.